AGAAUCAACUCGUUCGCUGAGCAUUCAACAAGUGUCUCCUCCUCUCUACUCCUUCAACUUCUCUAACCAACCCACAACAACAAGCAACAUGAAGUUCGUCAUUGCCGUAGUCAUGUUUGUGUGCGCCGUUGCCGGUGCCCAUGCGUCGUGGGCCGCCAUUGCACCCGGUGUCAGCUAUGUGAACUCCGUUGCCCAUGGUGCCGGUGCACCGUGGGGUGGUGCCUGGAACGGUGCCUGGAAUGGUGGCUGGAAUGGUGCCGGUGCCUGGAACGGUGGCUGGAACGGUGCCUGGGGCCAUGGCUGGGGUGCACCCGCUGCCGUUGCUGUCCACGCUAGCGCUGCUCCUUGGGGCGUCAGUGCUCCCGGCUGGCACGGUGGUGUGCCCGGCAUUGCCCUCGCUCAGGGUCCCGCCGGCGGUCACGAGGGUGUCUAUGUGGCCAAGACUCGUGGUGCCGUCCACACUGCUCCAUUGGCCGGUCACGUCAACUCCGCCACCUCUGUGAAUUUGGCUGCCGCACCUGGCACCUUGUAAAUCUCUCUCUCUCUCACUGCCCAAAAAAUUGUCACAAUGCCAAAAUGGAAUGAAUGGGGCAGGAUGAUGAAGAGGACAGCCAAGGAUCAACCGUGCAACUGGCCAAAUCAAUUGUUGUCUCGUCCACACUCUGUCUUCCUUUCUUCCAUACGAUUUCACUGAUUCUACCGGAUACUCUACCACCACCACCAUAACCACAAUCCAUUAUUCUUUAAGCACACCGCUCUUAGUCCCGUUACGAACUGAGGAAUCAUUUGAUGAUUCUUUCAGUGUUUUAGAGAAAGAAAAACAUUAAAAAAAAAAAAAAAUACACACUUACUCCGCACAUUUGAGUUAGUUCUGUGUUCAGCAAAUAAGUCCAACAACAAACAACAACAACAAUUACAACAACUACAACCAACAAAUAACAGCAUGUUAAUUUCUUAUUACUUGAGAACUUUCAAUUCACAAAGCUUUUUCAGCUUUCCUUCUUCUUUUCAAUCCAUCUAUUAAUCUAUCUAUCUAUCCAACUUUGCAACAAUACAAUUUCCAUCUUCUUCUGUCUUUUACUUCCUUUAUUUCAUUCCUUCCUCUCUUUGUACAUAUUCGGUGUAUAUACAUACAUACAUACAUAAACACAUACAUAUCAAUACAUUACUGUAGUAAUUUGCAACAAUUGUAAGAUUGACGAAAAUUGUUUUAAAUAAACUCACUCAACGUUUUUAUUUAAGCGAA
Messenger RNA from Drosophila grimshawi, 1246 nucleotides. Its product is annotated as adult cuticle protein 1. NCBI's taxonomy places the organism in Eukaryota, Metazoa, Arthropoda, Insecta, Diptera, Drosophilidae. The transcript has 2 exons. Bases 89 to 532 code for a protein of 147 amino acids. The record is from RefSeq and is a predicted model, not a curated record.